Messenger RNA from Aureobasidium uvarum, 2130 nucleotides. NCBI's taxonomy places the organism in Eukaryota, Fungi, Ascomycota, Dothideomycetes, Dothideales, Saccotheciaceae. The record is from the annotation of a GenBank genome assembly.
AUGGCGCGAACCUCUAUGAACAAAGCUGCCGCAGCGCAGAAAGCCAAGGACCGAACCCCAGCAGCCGUUCCUGACCAUUAUGAAGCCUCGUGGAUCGGCGAGGAAAAGCUCAAUGAAUUGACACCUUGCGUAGCCGAGGACGGUAGAAUCCUCCUGCCUGGAUUUGGCAGGCCUCUCAACUAUAUGCUCGAAAGAGAGACAUACGGCUACCAGCAUGGAGGGGUGGGCAAUACAGUGAAUCGCUGUCCCAACGCGCUCCAGGAAUGGGGUAUUGAGCCGCUUACCGUGCGGGAGAGGAACAUGAUGCAGGUCGUCAACGCUAUCACUGACAAGCCUGACUGGAGAAGCAAAGUCUUUGACGACACCAUCAUCACCAAAUGGCGCGCCGAAGCAAUCACUGAGGAGGGACAAGGCUUCACCGAGAAAAUGUUUGACCAUCGGUAUCAAGAAACAGAACAGUGUCUUCUGAAUGAGGACGCUGGAUUUCUAGAUUCUGAAUGUUCGCUAACAACAACANNGUGCAUCGCGGAACUUCAGGACAAGGCUGUUCAUCACAAAGAGAACGACUUGGUUGCUGUACUGGACUCGGAAUGGGCUGUGGUCAAGUCGGACAGCAUCAUCUCCGGAGAAUUGAAAGAGGAACUCAAGAACGCUGUAACUCCUCUGGAAGACGUACCGGCAAGCGCCAAGGACUGGCACCCGGGAUCCAAUGAACAAGUCCUUGAUCUGGUCCACCCUUCGCUCUUCCCAUUGAUCUAUGGUCGAUCAAGAAUUUUGCCUACUGGCAUUGUUGGCCUGGAAGAUUGUAUUCAGAAUUCUGGCAAGGGCGAUAUCGUACCAAUACCAAGCGAUGACGACUGCAAACUUGGUCAGCAAACACAUUGGCUGGCUACCGGUGGACAAGGUCAAACCGAUUAUUGGUCCAAUCGCUUUCAAUGGCUCCCGAGCAAUGUGGCCUUCACCCAAGACGACGGCGUCAAGAUUGCCAGCUACAUAAACAAUCUCCAUCCAGUACAUCAUAAGGACAUCUAUCCGGUGAUCGAAAAGUUCAUCGCCAAGUCCGUUCCUGCCUGGGAUCUGGUACUUUCGUCGUACACCUCGUUCAAACGUACGGAGACACUCCGCGUACCCAUGACGGGCACGGAGUAUGAAUUCCCUUUGGGUGAGGAGGCACCAGCUAGUGUGCGUGAAGGCAUGACUGAGGAUGACGAUGAAUGGUACGAGGCCGAGGAACAAUGGGUAGUGCAGCCCUCGCCCUCUAUCAAGGAAGAUGUCGAGGCUCGAAGAAGAUCAGAAACACUCUGGUCCGUAAGGGCUAUCCUGAAAGGGGGCUACGCGACUNNAAGGGACAAUCGCAUACUCAUCAAGCCCGAUGCCCGCGAGUACGAUCCUUUCAUCUACAAGAACACAGACGCAAUCGAGCCCAUAAGUCUUCGCUCGCACUUUGCAGCAAACGGCAUCCAAGUCAUCGUGAAGCUAGCCAACAUCCACCUCACACCUUCGAACCCCGAAUACUCGGGUGGCAGCUGGCACAUUGAAGGCAAACUCAACGAGCACAUUUGCGCCACGGCUCUUUACUACUACGACAAUGACAACAUUACAGAUUCUCACCUUGCCUUCAGGACCAAAUGCUCGGUUGACGACAUCAUAUCCCGCGACUACCAACAGGAUGACAACGAUGGCGUAUGCUAUCUCUUCGACAUCGAGCGCAACGGCCCAGGCAUCCAGAAAAUCGGUCAAGUAGCCACUAACGAAGACCGUCUUUUGGCCUUCCCAAACGUACUGCAACAUCAAGUCCAGCCAUUCAAGCUCGUCGACCCCACCAAGCCCGGCCACCGCAAGAUCCUCGCUCUAUUCCUAAUCGACCCUUUCCACCGCGUCAUCAGCACCGCAAACGUGCCACCCCAGCAACGCGAAUGGUGGGCCGAAGCAGUGCAAGGACUAGAAGGCAAACUAGAUGAGCUGCCCCCAGAGUUGCGUCAUCAGGUCAUGACUGAAGUGGGAGACUUCCCCAUCAGUCUGGAGGAAGCGAAGACUUUGAGAGGAGAGUUGAUGGAUGAGAGAAGGGCGUUUGUGAAGGAUGUAAAUGAAUUGUAUGAAGUGGAGGAGUUUAGCUUUUGUGAGCAUUAG